UUUCUACCUGAAUGAGUUUUGGCACUCAGGACAAGGGGUAAAUGGUAGAGGGACAAGUGACCCCCUUUUCCAAGGAAGUAACCUCAGCCUCCACAAAGGCUGGACCACUAGUACUGUCCCUGAUGCAAUACCCCUCCCUCCACCUUCUGGACCCGACUGCCGUGUGCUUUUUCGGCCCCCUUGGUGCUUCCUGGCCUCCUCUGGGUAUCUUGGUUCUAUGAGUCCAUCUUAAUGCUCACUGGAAUGUUGGGGAGGGGGGUCGCCAGCGAAGCACUUUUAAGAGCUAAGCACAAUCUUACUCCAUUCUCCGGCCCCUGCAUCCCUACACUUUUAGAAUCGUUCCCUUGGGAAAGAAAUUGUGUAGAAAUGAGGCAGCAAAAAGAACAGCGGAAGGCUUUCCUGACCCUUUCGGUCUCAUCCCUCCCGGUUUUCUGAUGAAUUGCUGGGCCCCACAGCCAUCUCCCUGUUAAGGGAAGCCCCGCCCAUGCAGAGGGGUGGAGCAUAGGCGGAGUCCGAGGAGUCUGGGAAGGAACAAAGCGCGGCCUGCGGGCGGCGGCUGGGCUCCCUCCGGAGGCUGGGCCACCAGGAGCAGGUCCUGUGAGCCGCAACCCGCGUAAAACAUUGGAGGGCUCCGAGUGGCAUCGCGGUCCGUGCCGGCCCGGCCAUGAACGGUCUACCCUCAGCCGAGGCGCCGGGCGGCGCGGGUUGCACUCUGGCUGGGCUCCCGCCGCUACCACGGGGCCUCAGCGGCCUCCUUAACGCUAGUGGGGGCUCGUGGAGGGAGCUGGAACGUGUCUAUAGCCAGCGGAGCCGCAUCCACGAUGAGCUGAGCCGUGCCGCCCGCGCCCCGGACGGUCCCCGUCACGCUGCGGGCGCUGCCAACUCGGGUUCUGCACCAGGGGCGCGUCGCCCAGUUAACCUGGACUCGGCACUGGCCGCGCUGCGCAAGGAGAUGGUGGGGCUGCGGCAGCUGGAUAUGUCGCUGCUGUGCCAGCUGUGGGGCCUGUAUGAGUCGAUCCAGGACUACAAGCAUCUGUGCCAAGACCUGAGCUUGUGCCAGGACCUGUCAUCCUCCCUCCACUCGGACAGCUCCUACCCACCUGAUGCCGGCCUGUCCGAUGAUGAUGAACCUCCUGAUGCGAGCCUGCCCCCAGACCCUCCACCCCUCACUGUGCCCCAAACACACAAUGCCCGUGACCAGUGGUUGCAGGAUGCCUUCCAAAUCAGCCUCUGAAAAGCUGAGGUGGAUAGCUAAGCACCUAGACAAAAGGCUCAGAACUUGCCCUUCAGCAAGUCCUUAGUCGACAGUGCCUGCUCUUUUACCAGUACCACCUCACUUCACUUCAGGAGGGCAAGGCAUAUACCCAUCAGGCAAAGCGGUCAAGAUUGUGGCCAAUGCCCAGUGCACUGGGUUUCCCACUUCGCUCAGCUGUGUGUCACCCCUAGCUUGACCAGCUCUUAGUGUGACUGUGGGGUUCAAAGUGUCUUGCACUCGCGUUGGCAUCGCUAGGACUGGGAAGACUGUCUAGCUUCCAUCUCUUUCAUCUUUUGCUGCCACGUGCAGCUGCUGGCUCAGGGGCAUCCCUAUCUGUGGCCCUAGGGUUUCACUGCCUGGGACAAGGGCUCCAGGACCCAUCCCCGCAGCCAUCCACUAGCCAGAAAGGCUAAGGUCUCUAUGCUGGAUAUUUAAGUUUAGGGGCCAGUACGUGAAUGGAAAAAUAAAUAAAUACUU
Molecule: messenger RNA, 1732 nt
Organism: Microtus ochrogaster (prairie vole)
Lineage: Eukaryota; Metazoa; Chordata; Mammalia; Rodentia; Cricetidae
Gene: Fam89b
Product: family with sequence similarity 89 member B
Biological process (GO): negative regulation of transforming growth factor beta receptor signaling pathway; establishment of cell polarity; positive regulation of cell migration
Cellular component (GO): lamellipodium; cytoplasm
Molecular function (GO): transcription corepressor binding
Source: RefSeq, a predicted model, not a curated record